Anguilla rostrata (American eel) is the source of this 3464-nucleotide messenger RNA. Its product is annotated as serine protease FAM111A-like. Bases 594 to 1826 code for a protein of 410 amino acids. The transcript is spliced from 2 exons. Gene Ontology annotation, biological process: DNA replication. The record is from RefSeq and is a predicted model, not a curated record. Gene Ontology annotation, cellular component: chromatin; nucleus. Lineage: Eukaryota; Metazoa; Chordata; Actinopteri; Anguilliformes; Anguillidae.
CCCCCCUUCCCCCCCCCCAGGACAGAGAGAAGCAUCCACACACUUUCUACUUCCGUGAAUAUGGUAAAGCUGCAGUAAACACUAUAUCCUGCACAAAGGCUGGAACCGUGCUGGAGGCACUCAAGACAAGUCAAAAAUUCACCUCUCUUGUCAGCAAAAAUAAGGGAAAGGAAAUCGUCAUUGUGAGAAAAACACCAGAAAAUGCAGACAUAGCCACACACUUUCCCUGCUGGCUUAUAGGAGCUGAAGAAUUAACAAUAAAAUUCUGUGGGAACAAAUCUGACCCUGAGCCUCCUGAAAAAGCAACAAUCAUAGAAAAGAAAAAACUGGUCACUUUUUAUGUUGAAAGAACAGGGGGGGGAAAUUGCCAAAGCAAGAAAUUCUUGAAAAACACGAGGAAGAUUGGAGUUUCCUAUCUUUGCAUAUAUGCGUGUGUAGGUGAGACUGCAGAAGAAGCCCUGCGAAGAGACGGGCGCUUUACAGAAAUCGUGUUUCAAGGAGGCAGUGAGCUAAAGAAUAUAAAGGGUAGAGACUUGUUGGAGAUUUAUUUACCUGUUACUGAAGAACAAGACGGAAAAAAAUUCAGACUGAACAUGCGAAAAGAAGAAAAUAAAUCCUUACAGUCUACCACAGAAACCGACUCUGGGUCCCAAAUCGCUGAACAAGCAGCAGGACCCGCGCAGAAACAGGGAGAAUCCACUCCCAGUUCAGCCACAUCGGCACCAGCAAACCCAUCUGCACAAGAACGGGGAGAAUCUACUCCCAGUUCAGCCAAAUCGGCACCAGCAAACCCCCCUGCACAAGAACAAGAACAAGAACGGGGAGAAUCUACUUCCAGAUCAGCCAGAGCAAUCCAUGAAAUCCUUGACUCUAAGCAGGUGGCGGACAUCCUGCGCUCCCAGUUUAAAGAUCUAGUGAAGCAUAUUAAGGAGCGAGAGAAUGUGAGGGGGGAUGGGAAAGUACUGGAGCUGCUGAGGCAGGAGUUUGGGAAGGACACAAAGGAAUUCUUGGAUGUGUGCAGAGUGAAGAACUGGAUGAAGAGGAGUGAAUCCGUCUGUCAUAUCAUCAACAUCAGUGAUGACUUAGUGGGCACAGGCUUCCUGCUCUUUGAUCGUUUCAUCCUGACAAAUAAACAUUUGAUCAAGGAUUUAAAUGCCAGGAUUUAUGUCAGCUUCCAUUAUGAAAAUGAGCAUUUACCCCAAAAAACGCGUCUGCCCAUUAAAGAAGUCAUUGACUGGGCUUAUGAGUGGGAUGAAGAGAAAUGCUGGCUAGACUAUGCUUUAUUGGAGCUCAGUGUGAGCACGGCCGAUCUGCCCCCACCACUCCUGACCCAGUAUGGUCCACCCAUACAGUGCGGUGGGUUGUGCAUCAUUGGACAUCCAGAGAGCGGAGUGAAAAGAGUUGAUUUCUGCUCCAUUAUUGAUCUUACACAAGUAACAAUUGGACAUACAGGCUCGGUUAUUGAAAAUGAAAUACUUCGGUGGAUCAACUGGAACCUUAGUAUCGUGGAGGAAAACCAGAUGAUUGCUUAUCACACCUGCUUCUUCCAUGGGGCUUCAGGCUCUCCAGUCUUUGACAAGUAUGGUCAGGUGGUUGCCAUGCACACCGCUGGUUUUAGGGAAUCGAGCACCAGGAGCGCGGUUGAGUACGCUAUUCCUCUGCUGCCCAUACUGGAGCACUUCCUCAGUAAGAUGGCGGGAGUACGGAGGCUUGACAUUCUUCGAAGGUUCAUUGAGGUAGCAAUGACACAAGAUGCUCUGCGCCCCCUCAUUGCUGGCUACAUCCAGCUUGUUGCUGACAGUCCUGAGCCAAUGGAGACAUCAUAGCACCUCCCCCAUUAGUGCCUCCCCCAUUAGCGCCUCCCUCAUUAGCGCCUCCCCCAUUAGCGCUUCCCUCAUUAGCGCCUCCCCCAUUAGCACCUCCCCCAUUAGCGCCUCCCCCAUUAGCACCUCCCCCAUUAGCGCCUCCCCAUUAGCGCUUCCCUCAUUAGUGCCUCCCCCAUUAGUGCCUCCCUCAUUAGUGCCUCCCUCAUUAGGGCCUCCCCCAUUAGCACCUCCCCCAUUAGCACCUCCCCAUUAGUGCCUCCCCCAUUAGCGCCUCCCCCAUUAGCACCUCCCCCAUUAGUGCCUCCCUCAUUAGUGCCUCCCUCAUUAGGGCCUCCCCCAUUAGCACCUCCCCCAUUAGCGCCUCCCUCAUUAGCGCCUCCCCCAGUAGCGCCUCUUCUAUUAAAGGAGACAGUUUUAGGAGAUUGUGAAAACAAAUACAACAAAUACAUAAAUCCUAUCGACUUAGUGAUGCUUAAGUGAAAAAUUAAUUUGUAUGCAGAUGGUUCUUUAUUGUUGUGCCCCCUCACCAGCCCACGUCUUACAACCUGCAACUUGCUUUUAAGUCCAUUCCAGCUGCUCUUAGGCUCCAUUCACAUUACCGCUGAAUCUGGUGUCGCUUCUCAUUUUAGUGCUUAAUACAGUCAAGUUCACACUUAGUACGUAUGGACAGGAACAGGAGUUGACAAUGGUAGCAGACGCGCAGUGACUGACUGUGCAGGGCUCCCUGACUUCCUUUCACCCUCCGAAAUCAGACAGUGUGUGAAACACAGAGAACGCUAAGAGAGUAGUGCUGAGUACUGUUAAAAUCAGACAGUGUGUUAAACACAGAGUACGCUCAGAGAGUAAUUCUGAGUACUGUUAAAAUCACACAGUGUGUUAAACACGGAGAACACUAAGAGCAGUGCUGAGUACUGCUAAAAUCAGACAGUGUGUUAAACACAGAGAACACUAAGAGUAGUGCUGAGUACUGCUAAAAUCAGACAGUGUGUUAAACACAGAGAACACUAAGAGUAGUGCUGAGUACUGUUAAAAUCAGACAGUGUGUUAAACACAGAGCACGCUCAGAGAGUAGUGCUGAGUACUGUUAAAAUCAGACAGUGUGUUAAACACAGAGAACGCUCAGAGAGUAGUGCUGAGUACUGUUAAAAGACCCUGGAGAUCAUGUUUUCACCCAGGUGAUAUUUAAAAUGUUAGAUUUACCUUCAGAGCAAAUGCUAUUACAAAUGUACUCACAGUUCUUUAAAUACCAGGAGCAAGUCCUGUUGCUCAUUCAUAGAUAAGCAUUCUCGCUCUUCUAAAUACAGUAUGUGUGUGUGUGUGUGCAUGUGUGCGUGUGUGUGCGUACAGACACAGAGCAUGAGUGACUCCAGUUAAUAACUUUGGUUUUUGAGUCCCAAAAUGCAAGUAUGAAUGGGGCCUUUAUUCAUGCUUGCAUACAAGUCAGCUACACUUGAUCCUUAAUGCUUUGAAAAUGAAUGUAUGUUGUUUACAGCUUCCUAUAUUCCAGUAGAUCCAAAUGGCCACCUUAGGUAAACCGACUUAACGAGUGUGAUCUUAUUAUUGUUUCUCUCUCUUGGAUGAAAUCAGUUGGGCUUGUGGUUUAUAAAUAAAUAUUGUAUUGUUUUUGAAACCAAGGAA